Ambispora leptoticha is the source of this 1493-nucleotide messenger RNA. NCBI's taxonomy places the organism in Eukaryota, Fungi, Glomeromycota, Glomeromycetes, Archaeosporales, Ambisporaceae. The record is from the annotation of a GenBank genome assembly.
GCAAAAAACGGAAACGUCAAGAGCAGAAUAUGAAUAAUAUUCUUGAAAAGCAAGAAAGUGCUAUAGAACCUGAAGAUAUCAAAGAUGUAGUUUAUAAAAAACUCAUGGAUAAUAUGGAAGAAGAGAAUGCACGAAUGGAUCUUAAUGCAAUCAUAAAUCUUUCAAAUCGAAUUGAUAAAUUAGAAAAUAAUGAUGAAUCACAUGCAAGCUUAAUAGUAAAUAAGAUUGUAAGGCUCUGUGAGAAAGGUGAUGGAUAUUCUUAUGUUUAUUAUAAGAAGCAUUAUAUUAAGCAAACAAAAAGUACAACAUUCACUUAUUGGUGCAAUUGCCAUCAAGAGCUUGAAAAAAAGGCAAAAAAGGUUUUAGAUAAUUCUAAACAAUGUAAUACAGAGUCACGAUUAGAUUGUUAUGACUGCAAAGGUGCUAUUUUUGUUAGGAUCGAUUUACAAAAUAAAUUAGCUUCAGUAAAAUUGGAUCAUGUUUACUUGCAUCCACAACCACAACACAUAGGCAUUACUGAUGAAAUUAAAAUAUAUAUUAAAGAAAAUUUAGUAUAUUCUGCACCUGAGUUAUAUAAACAAAUUGUUCUUGAGAAAAUAAAUGGCUAUGAAUUAAUUAUGGUUGAUCAAGCAUAUUAUUGGUGGGCGCAUCAUGCUGUUACGAAAUAUCAAAGAGCAAAUAAUCAAUUUCAAUCAGCCAAAUUGUUAUUAAAUGAAAAAAACUACAAAAUUAUUUUUGAAAUAGACGAUCCAGUGGGACCUUUGAGACUUUACUCGUCUAAGCUUAAACAUGAGCUUUAUUCAAUUUUAGCAGUUUUCGAUGGUACAGGUUUUCUAAUAAGUUAUUUAUAUAUUUCAAGCGACAAGAAUCGUGAUAUACGUAUGAUCCUGACGAAAUGGUUUAAGACCAUUUCAAAUAUGAACAUUAACAAUAUAAAAUUAUUAUUGUCUGAUAAAGAUUUUUCACAAAUCUCUAGUGCGCAAGCUAUUUGGAAAGAUGUAAGAGUACAACUAUGUAAAUGGCACGUUAAAUGUGCUAUAGAACAAAAGCUUUCUUCAACUAAAAAAGGAAAUAAUGCUAAUAAGGCACAUAAUGAAUGUCCUGUAAUUGACCCUAUGUGGAAUGAUCAAUACACAGAUACUGUUUUAUGCAAUAAGUUUGUUACAUCAUCUCAAGAAAUAUGGACAUGGUGGUCACUUUGGGCAUUAUCUGCUUCACAAGAUAUUUCAAUAAUUCAUACAACUAUGAUUAUUGAGUCUCAUUGGUGUAUUCUAAAAAGAGACUAUUUGUACAAAUUUAAUCAGCCUCGUAUCAAUCUUGUCUGUUAUAUCCUAGUCGAAAAAUUAUUACCUAUGCAAUUACAAUGGUAUCAAUUGCUCUUGCAAGAAAGAAUAUUGCCAUUUUGGCGUGUUGAUUUCAAAAAUGAAUGGCAAAAACUUGCUAUGCGUUCAAUUAAAACUACAAACAAAUAUCUAACAAACAAUGAGCAUUGG